Nicotiana tabacum (common tobacco) is the source of this 843-nucleotide messenger RNA. RefSeq names its product protein FANTASTIC FOUR 2-like. The record is from RefSeq and is a predicted model, not a curated record. NCBI's taxonomy places the organism in Eukaryota, Viridiplantae, Streptophyta, Magnoliopsida, Solanales, Solanaceae.
AUGGCCUCAGCUUCCAUUCUAUGUCAAGGGAUGCAAUCUUGCAUGGAAGCACAACUACCUGAAAAGCAUGUCCUAAUAAACAAACUUUCUCCUCCAACGUUAAUCUUUUCCCAGUCUAAGUUUAAUAUGUUUUCCCAAGAAGCAGAAGCAAAAAGAGGAGUAGAACCGAAUGAAGAGAUUUGUGUUCGUUCCAAUGACUUGCAAAACCAGCAUGGCAAUGAUAACAAGGGUGGAUGGAGUUUCUUAGAGGCUUUGGAUAGUGCAAAAAAAGAUAAUGCAGAAAAUGAAGUCUAUAUUCACCCUUUAAUGAAACGCUCUUCUUCCAGUACCCUUAGCCCCAAAAGCUUGGAGAUGUGCACAGAGAACUUAGGAAGCGAAACGGGUAGUGACAUUAGCGAAAGUAUCGAGGAAAACUCUUGUUUCCUGUCAGAAAGAGAGAACUCUCAUGAUGUUGGACGAUCAAAACGUCGAGAAAUUAUUAAAAAACAUUACCGGAUAUCUAGUUUUCCUCCUCCUCUAACUUCACUAAAUGUUGUUCAAGUCAGGUCUCAACGCGAAGGCGGUCGCUUAAUUUUGAAAGCCACAACAUGCAAAUCUUGCUUCCAAACAGAACGUGCUGAUGGCAGACUUAGACUUUCUUUGUUGAAUGAUGGUAUUAACACUCAUAUUCCUGAUAGUUAUGAGCAAGCUGAAACUCAAACUGAAGCGCAAGUCAAUGAACAUGAAAAUGUAGGAAGUGAAAAAGGGGUAGGAGAGUACGUAAGACCAAGAAAAUGCAAGGAAAGUGGGAGUAGGAUCAAAGGGAUUCCAAGCUGGGAGCCAUUUUGGGUUGCCAUUUCCUAA